AAGCGGAGGGUUCUCAAGCCAGCCAAUCAGAACCCGCUGAUUGUGAUAGACAAAAUGUCUUGGCGAAAGUUUUCCUGAAGAGCUCUCUUCGGUGGCAAGCAGGGGAGUUCCUUUCCACCAACAUCCUCAUUCAACAGUUUUUGGAGUGAGAAGGGAAGGUAUCAGGAUGCUCUCCCGACCUCCAGCAUCCCAGGCCUGCCGGGUUAGCUCUCGCGAGUUGUUGCAAGCGCUUGUGCAGAACUCGACGCAGCCUGCAUCCCGACAAUUGCUCCGACACGGGACUGCGAGCUUGGUAACUCCGCGCUCUAGGCCAUCAGUUGCGCGAAGGACGUUUUCGUCUUGCCUUGUUUCGGAUUCGAAGACAAACGCUGUUCGUUCGAGCUCCACGAAAUGGCAAAUUGGAAAGCGAUGCGCGUCGACUGUAGCCGCCGACAAAAAAGAUCAGAUUUACGCGCUCAUCGAUAAGAUCAACGACCACGAGGGGCAAUUGGCCGAGCUUCUGUUCGAACUCGAUCUGAUCGACGAUCACCAUGGCGUUCUCAACCUCGAGGGACCGGAGUUGGACGAUGUCUUCAGUCAGACUAUUGGCCACCGGAGCCAACAGGUGCUGGAGGACCGGGUGAGAAUGGCGAGACAGGAGUUCGGGGAGACGUUGCCCGAAGGUCAUUUGAAUGAUCGUGAACUUGAGCUAUAUGCACGACUUUACGGGCAGCCGAUUAUCGAAUCUCAGGCCUUGGAGGAAGAGGUAGAGGACGAAAAAGAACCCGAUCGUUUGUAUCGGGAAAGCGUCGACGGGGAUCUGGAAGAGGUUGAAUUCGAACAGGUCGAAGCAGAGGAUGAUAUUCCGGUUGUUUAUGAUAUGGAGGCUCCACAGCCAGAAGAGGAGACACUUGUUAUGACUCGUGCGAGGGAGAUUGCUGAACAACUGGGAGGAGAGGUCAUGCUGGAGCAAUUCGCUCAGGAAGCCGUCCCGGACCCUACGUCUAGACUACACCCUGCGACUGAAGCAGGGAAAUUCUCGACAGACCCGAGCACUAUCUUUCUUCCGAAGGAUACGGUGACCGGACCGAUUUCUGCCAUCUUGUCCAACUUCUCCAACAAGCACAUUUCUGAGGUCGCUCAUCGUACUUUUGGUGGACAACGGCUUCCGCACUCCACGACCACCCCACCCGCACGAGCACAGCUACCGCAACUGCCCAUUCCGCUUGAAGCCUCUCAAAACCACAUGAGUGAAAUGGAGGCGAACGCAUACAUUGCUGCUUUAUACCCCGGCGUCUACGCUACCACUCUGAGUAUCUUGGUUGAAGUUCGAAAGCGCCUGGGAAGCGAUUGGAUACGGCGCCUGAUCACCCAAGAGGGAGGUCCACGAGUACUGGAUGCUGGCGGUGGCGGUGCGGGAAUUCUGGCCUGGAGGGAGGUUCUUCGCGCGGAAUACGAGUUGAUGGUCCCUGACCAUCCGAAGGAAGAGCCCGUUCCUCUGGGUAAAGCCACUGUGGUCACCGCCUCCGACAGUCUGCGAACUCGUGCUAGUAUUAUGCUUGAAAACACGACGUUCCUCCCGAGAUUGCCGGACUAUGUCCAUGUUCGAGAUACUCCUACUCUGGAUGAUGAGAGAGCGCCUCCUAAACGAAAACAAUACGAUAUAAUCAUUGCACCCCAUACUCUCCUUGGUAUCGACGAAGGUUAUUUGCGGAAGGAACAGGUUGAGAACCUGUGGUCUUUGCUCAACCCUGACGGGGGAGUCUUGAUCCUCUUCGAAAAGGGUCACCAAAGGGGCUUCGAGGCCGUCGCUGGUGCUCGUGAUAUGCUUCUGGAACGACACAUCUCGAGCCCUGGUUCUCGGGAAUAUGAGAAUCUUACAGAGUCUUCCGACGAAGAAAGAUACGUGAAGAAGGAGACGGGAAUGAUUAUCGCACCCUGCACGAAUCACCAGAAGUGCCCUAUGUACCUGGUCCCAGGUCAGGCCAAGGGCCGAAGGGACUACUGCCGUUUCGAACAAAGAUAUAUCAGACCCAAUUUCCUACAGCGUAUUAUUGGUGCAAAGGACCGCAACCAUGAGGAUGUGCAAUUCAGCUACAUCGCCGUCCAGCGUGGUAUUGACCUGCGCGAGACCCACAAUAUCGUGCAGGGGCCCGAAGCGACUGAUGCGGCAUUUGCUGGAUUUGAGCAUCUGCAAGAUGAGGCAGAACCCGUCGAGAAGCUUGAAUCAGUCGCAGCCUCGAGCGGAUCAGCCACGGAAGGCGAAAUACCCUUCAACCCCCUUACCCUACCGCGUACUGUUUUCCCUCCCAUGAAGCGCCGUGGACAUGUCAUUUUCGAUUUAUGCACUUCGGCUGGUAAGAUCGAACGUUGGACUGUCCCUCGCUCUUUCAGCCGCCAGGCCUACCGUGAUGCUCGUAAGGCGCACUGGGGAGACCUGUGGGCGCUGGGUGCGAAGACUCGGAUUCCCCGCAACCUGAACCUCGGAGACAGAAGCGGAGAGGGCAAGAAGGAGAGACUAGAACGGCGAGCUGCUGCCAGAGCAGCGAUGCGGGAAGAAGGUGAUGACGAUGGUCUGGCUGCAUUCAUGGAGGGUAAGGCAGACGAAGAGAUUGUUGCCCCUACACGGAAGAAGGGCCAGACGAUCCCCAGUUGGAAGAAACAUGCCGACAAGAAGAAGGUCCGGCAAGCCUUCAAGCAGCAGUCGUCCAAGCAAUUCGAAGCACAAACGGAGGUUUAAAAAGGGAGCAUUAGUUAUGACCAGGUCUCAUUAUCUGAAAUACCCUGCGGCGCAUUGAUUCGGGUUCUGUUAACGGAUAUCUCAUCUCUCACCUCUCAGCUAUGGUCAAGGGAUCUGGAAAAAAUGAAAAGGAUAGCAGGCGUUGUAUAGCUAUUAGAAAAUCUGUAUAAUAUGA
Paecilomyces variotii is the source of this 2894-nucleotide messenger RNA. RefSeq names its product 37S ribosomal protein Rsm22. Gene Ontology annotation, cellular component: mitochondrial small ribosomal subunit. The transcript has a single exon. Gene Ontology annotation, molecular function: methyltransferase activity; structural constituent of ribosome. NCBI's taxonomy places the organism in Eukaryota, Fungi, Ascomycota, Eurotiomycetes, Eurotiales, Thermoascaceae. Gene Ontology annotation, biological process: translation. The record is from RefSeq and is a predicted model, not a curated record. Bases 167 to 2719 code for a protein of 850 amino acids.